This is a messenger RNA of Paramuricea clavata, 582 nucleotides long. The record is from the annotation of a GenBank genome assembly. NCBI's taxonomy places the organism in Eukaryota, Metazoa, Cnidaria, Anthozoa, Malacalcyonacea, Plexauridae.
AUGACAAAGGCUGUCGAAAAUAUUCUCAUACAAUUUAAGGAAAGGUUUGGUAGAUAUCCGAAAACAGCUCAGUUCGACGAUGGAAAGGAAUUCUACAAUGUAGGAGUAAAAACAUUGGUAAAAGAUCAUGAUGUCCAUUACUUUUCCACAAGAACCUUAGCCGCACUGGUUGAAAGAUUCAAUAGGACCCUAAAAACAAGGAUGUGGAAAUAUUUCACGGAAAACAGGACGAAAGUUUGGGUGGAUAUCUUACCUGCUCUCGUUAGAUCCUAUAAUAAUUCUACACACAGAACAAUAGGAAUGAAACCGGCUAAUGUGAACGAGGAAAAUAAGGACGAAGUUUGGACAAGAAUCUAUGGAUAUCCGCUAAGCAGUUUUCCGGAUCCUAAAUUUAAGGUUGGGGAUCAUGUCAGGGUGGAAAUAAAGCACAAAACCGUUGAAAAGGGAUACGAACCCAAUUUCGACAACGAAGUAUACGUCAUUACAUCGGUGUUCCGGGGAGAUCUCAACAUGUACAGCCUUAAGGAUCCGGAGGAUGGGGAGGAUAUUUUAGGGGGUAUUAUGAACAGGAAUUAUCUUUAG